ACAGCUGUUGGAGAAAAAGCGAAGAAGAACGUGUCCUAUUAGCAUCAACAGCUAUCGUGGCUGAUGUGAGCUGUUGCUUGUCGCUUGAAUUGACAACUUACCGAGAAAUAAUAUCAAGAAGAAGCCCCUCACUUACCAACAAACCAUCACAUCCCUUUAGAAACACUGUAAACACUACCAGCAGCCCUGUGACCCAAGCAAAUGAUGUGCUGCAGUUGAAGAUGGGGGGUAGUGGCUCCAAAUCCAAAGGAUUUUGGUCUUUUUCUGGCUCAAGUAGUGGAGAUGAUCCGGCCAAAGAUGCAAACGAGCAGACACUGACGAGAGUUCGAAGUUUCCCAGGUGCAACGCCUUUUGUGUUUACCAGACGAAGCUCUAUGUUCUUCGAUGAAGAUGGAGAUUUGGCCCACGAGUUCUAUGAAGAAACAAUUGUGACAAAAAAUGGCCGUAAAAAAGCCAAACUGAGAAGGAUUCAAAAAAACCUAACACCUCAGGGGCUUAUAAAGCUGGACCACCCGUGCAUCCAUGUAGAUUUCCCAGUUAUCAUCUGCGAAGCCUGACAGUCUGAGUUUCUCUGAAAAUUCACUGUGUCAACUCCGUCCUGUGGUUUCCUCUGCAGGUGGAAGCACCCCGUUCCACCUCUCGAAAUAAAACGAUCUCUCGAUAUAUCUGAUGCCCUGAUGUGGACAGGCUGAUGCGUUGUGUGCCGAGCCUCUGUGUGUGAUCUUUUGGCUCGAAAGGUUAAGUCACCAGUGGGGAUGUGUAGGGUUGUCAAAUUGGUACAAUCUUCUCAGUUUAUAGAGAUUAGAGUCGGUAUGCAUGCUGGUGUGAUCAUGUGCUGACAAAAAAAAUAUAAAUAUAACUAAAAAACAAUGAAAGAUGAAAGUUUUUUUCUGUUCUUUGCUACAGGUUGUUUUCUUAUGUUUUAUUGAAAUCAAGAAGAUUAAGUAGAAUGUAACCUGUUCUUUUAUUUAUUUUUCUGUUCAUGGUCUUACCUAGAGUGGGGAAGUUUUCCUCUUGUCUGUGUCAUCAUUUCAACUUGCUUUAGUAUGUAUAGACCAGAAUCAGCGUAUGGACAGUAGCCUAGGGAGUUGAUAUACAGUGGCCCUCAAAAAUUUUAAGAUGAAUAAGAUAUAUGUAAUGUUGGAUGGACUGGUCCGUGACCUCAGAGCCGCACAACAAGACAGCAGCAGUGAAUCAAUUAAUAGAUCCUGUUGUUUUCUUUGCUGCUUUAGCAAACUGUGUUUCACAUUUAAUUUAUUCAAACUGUUUGUUUUUUUUUUCAAUUUUUGUUUUUAAUUACAAAUUGAAAUGCUGCAAUGUGUCAUGCUCUUGUUUAUUCUACCCAGCUAUUGUAAUUUUCCACUAUUUUUAAAGUGCAUUUACUCCACAAAUUAAGAAAGUGUAUCAACUUGUCUUCAGUGCCCCCC
Molecule: messenger RNA, 1427 nt
Organism: Cololabis saira (Pacific saury)
Lineage: Eukaryota; Metazoa; Chordata; Actinopteri; Beloniformes; Belonidae
Gene: tusc2b
Product: tumor suppressor 2, mitochondrial calcium regulator b
Exons: 4
Coding region: 222-557 (111 amino acids)
Biological process (GO): inflammatory response; regulation of mitochondrial membrane potential
Cellular component (GO): mitochondrion
Source: RefSeq, a predicted model, not a curated record